Molecule: messenger RNA, 480 nt
Organism: Penaeus monodon (black tiger shrimp)
Lineage: Eukaryota; Metazoa; Arthropoda; Malacostraca; Decapoda; Penaeidae
Product: mucin-2-like
Source: RefSeq, a predicted model, not a curated record
AUGUUCUUUUUAACAAGUUGUGCCCAUUUUGUGCCUUUUGAUUUUUCACACGGGGAGUGCCCCCCAAUCCCUUGCCCGUUGUUGUCAUGGGGGCUUAGGAAGCGAGGACUGGGACCCAAUGCUGGGGACUUUUCCCCUGCUUUGGGACUCUCGACUCAAUUAAUUUUGCAUGAACCACACCUAACCCUCAAUACUUGCACCGGAACUAUCUCCAUCUCCCCAGCAAACUUCCCUAUCUUUAACAAAAUUGGUCAGACUGUAGAGAAGACUUACUUGCCGGCCUCACGGACUAUUGUGCGAUAUCAGUAUAGUGCUACUCCAUUCCUCCCAGAUGUCAUUUCACGCUCAUAUGCCAACUGUGGCGGCCCCCAUAAUGUAUUGCAUAGGUGUUACUCCACCUACAAAUUUGAAUCUGAGGUGACAACUCUUAGAUUCAGACUUGGACUCACUCUAUGUGAAGCCAGACAGGAAGCACGUCGA